AUGAAGUUCGUCGCUUUGAUCUCCGGCGGCAAGGACUCCUGCUACAACAUUCUCCAUUGUAUGGCCAACGGACACGAGCUCGUAUGCCUGGCAAAUCUCUAUCCACCCCCUUCUGACUCGCACGAGCUCGACUCCUUUAUGUACCAGACCGUGGGCUUCGAUAUCGUGCCGUACUACGCAGAUUGCACGGGAAAACCACUGUACCGGCGGAUGAUCUGCGGCGACUCGCACAACCAGAAGCUAGAAUACGAGCGAACAGAGAAUGACGAGACCGAGGAUCUGUACGAGCUGUUGAAGCUCGUGAAGAAGCACCACCCGGACGUGGAGGCUGUUAGCGUGGGGGCCAUUCUGUCGUCGUACCAGCGCACCCGCGUGGAGGAUGUGUGCAGCCGCCUUGGACUCACCGCGCUGGCGUAUUUGUGGCAGAGAGAUCAGGAACAGCUGAUGGGCGAGAUGUGCGCCUCAAAAAUGGAAGCCAGACUCAUCAAAGUGGCCGCUAUCGGCCUCAACGACAAGCACUUGGGGCUAACUUUGCAGGAAAUGUACCCAGUACUGGUGGAUUUGAAUAGAAAGUACGGGGUGCACGUGUGCGGUGAAGGCGGCGAGUUCGAGAGCUUGGUGUUUGAUGCGCCCUUCUUCACCAAGGGAAGGUUAAAAAUCAUGCACCAGGAGACCGUGCGACACACCAACGACGAGGUGUGGUAUCUGAAGUUAAAAGUGGAGGUGGUAGAGAAACAGGGUGGGGGCAGUUGCGAUGUGGUGCAACCACCACUGUUGCACGAGCCGUUCAAGGGGAUCAGAGAGCAGAUUAAACACGGCUUGCGGGAAGCACCGACGAGUGACGCGCAGCACUUUCGGCACGGGCAUCAGAACUCAUCACACUCAAAAUCCCUUCUUCGCCUAAGUAAUAUCACCUCCACGCAACCAACAGCAGAGCUACAAAUGACCCACAUAAUGUCCCAACUAAAAGAUUACCUGGACAACCAUAAGUUGCACCCCACGAACGUGAUCUUCUCCUCGCUACUCGUGAGCGACAUGUCAAAAUUUGGCCUGCUCAACUCCAUAUACCAAACAAUGUUCACACACCCACUCCCACCAGCCCGUGUGUGCGUGGAAACCAAGUUGCCCGAAAACUGCUUUGCCCAGCUUUCCGUGGAGAUCAUAAACAACACCAGCUUCAAAAAGGGUCUGCACGUCCAGGGCCGGUCUUAUUGGGCGCCAUCAAACAUCGGACCGUAUUCGCAGUCCAUAGCAGACACAUCCACCUACAUGGCCCACAUCAGCGGCCAGAUCCCGCUAGUCCCUAAAGACAUGAGCGUGUGCAAGGAUGUUCUGACUCAGACGGUGCUUGCACUCCAACACUUUGAGCAUGUCAAGGAAGCCAUCGGAAGCAAGACAGUGCUCUUCAUGUGCUGCUUUGUGACCGACGCAAGCCUCGUGGACGCCGUUAGUCACACGUACACCCUCUAUACUCAAGCAUCACGUGAUCUUGACCACGUGCCGCAGUUAGUGACUGUGAUUGCGAGCGCGCUGCCACGUGGGGUGGACGUGGAGUGGACGGGUGUCAGUGUGAAUGAGGCGGUGGGAGACUACGAGCACGCAAAGAUAGCGUUUGAUACAGACAUGGAAUAUUCAGCAGACAGACACUACAGGAUAUACUACGAUGGUCUUGGGCUGCCUGCUACAUUGCCGAGUUCCUACGAGAUGGUUCCGGUGCGAGGUGUGUUUGACGUUUCCGGCGAGCAGCGGCGGUAUGCCGUGGUGGAAAUGCCAUGA
This is a messenger RNA of Ogataea parapolymorpha DL-1, 1776 nucleotides long. Its product is annotated as ATPase (PP-loop superfamily). Gene Ontology annotation, molecular function: diphthine-ammonia ligase activity. Lineage: Eukaryota; Fungi; Ascomycota; Pichiomycetes; Pichiales; Pichiaceae. The transcript has a single exon. The coding region runs from base 1 to 1776 and encodes 591 amino acids. The record is from RefSeq and is a predicted model, not a curated record. Gene Ontology annotation, biological process: protein histidyl modification to diphthamide.